Messenger RNA from Abrus precatorius (Indian licorice), 1029 nucleotides. RefSeq names its product protein ENHANCED DISEASE RESISTANCE 2-like. The record is from RefSeq and is a predicted model, not a curated record. The transcript has a single exon. The coding region runs from base 16 to 906 and encodes 296 amino acids. NCBI's taxonomy places the organism in Eukaryota, Viridiplantae, Streptophyta, Magnoliopsida, Fabales, Fabaceae.
ACAGAUGCUCCACAAAUGUCCCCGCCGACGAACACACGCCGGAGCUCCGGUCCCAAUCCCGCCGGCGGCAUUGUCGACUGGAUCUCCGAGUCAAUCGCCGGCGGUUCCCUACGCCACGUGGACCUUCACGCCGGAACCAACGGCUGGGCUUCGCCGCCGGGCGAUCUCUUCUCUCUCCGUUCAAACAAUUACUUCACAAAACGACAAAAAUGGCCCGCCGGCGACUACCUCCUCUCGCCGGCCGGCAUGGACUGGCUCAAAUCCAGUACCAAACUCGACCACGUACUCUCACGCGCUGACAACCGCGUGAUGCACGCGCUCCGCAAAUCACAAGCCCUAGGUCAGUCCCUUAAGAGCUUCGUCUUCGCCAUGAACCUUCAGAUUCCCGGCGGAAAGGAGUACCACAGCGCGGUGUUCUACUUCGCAACGGAAGAACCGAUUCAAACCGGUUCGCUACUGAACCGGUUCGUUAAUGGCGACGAAGGGUUCAGGAACCAACGGUUCAAGCUGGUUAAUCGGAUCGUGAAGGGACCCUGGAUCGUGAAAAAAGCGGUGGGGAAUUAUACCGCGUGUUUGUUGGGGAAGGCUUUGACGUGCAAUUACCAUAGAGGUUCUAACUACUUCGAAAUCGACGUUGAUAUUGGAAGCAGUGCAAUCGCAAACGCGAUUCUGCACCUCGCGUUGGGGUACGUAACCGCCGUUACCAUCGAUAUGGGGUUUCUUGUGGAAGCGCAGACGCAGGAGGAGUUGCCGGAACGGUUGAUCGGUGCCGUUAGGGUUUGUCAAAUGGAAAUGUCGUCGGCGUUUGUUGUUGAUUCGUUGCACGCGCCGCCUGUGCCGCGUGGGGUUGGAUUGGCCAAGGUGAAUCACCAUAAGUCUGCUGACGACGGCGAGUUGAAUGCUUAGAUAUUUGUUUAGUGAUAAAGUUUUUUUUUUUAAAUUUGUUUUUUAUAUAAAAAAAACAACAUUUCUUGGGUUUAAUUCCCCAUUUCACAGAUGUAAUUGAAAAAUAAUUCUUAGUUUGCUAAA